CUGUCAGCCCAUGUGGCGUGGCCAGACAGAACGUGAGCUAUUUAAAUUCAUCAGAGAGAAAGAUUCAAAGAAGCACGAAGACUGACGUUAACUUUGCACAAGGAAACGACAGAGAUAGACUUUCCUUCUAACCGUUAACGUUACAGUUGGAGGAACACCACCGUGGACCAGCAUAGGACAGUUAACGGAAACAACCAGAAGAAUACAUGCCAAACAGCCGCUGACAUUUCACCAAGUGGCUCGAUUUCGUGAAUUUCUAGGGACAUCAGAUCGGUCUUGGCAGCACAGUAAUUCAGCAUGGAUGAGAUUGUCAUAGCAGGGAUAUCGGGCCGUUUGCCUGAGUCUAACAACCUGGAGGAAUUCUGGGAAAACCUCAUCAAUGGUGUGGACAUGGUGACAGAGGACAACCGGCGGUGGACACCAGGUCUGUAUGGUCUGCCAAAAAGAAAUGGUAAACUGAAGGACAUCAGCCACUUCGAUGCGGCCUUCUUCGGAGUCCACCCCAAACAAGCCAACACCAUGGACCCCCAGCUCCGUCUCAUGCUUGAGAUUGCCUAUGAGGCAAUUGUAGACGGAGGACUGAACCCGACCACACUGCGCGGCAGUAAGACGGGUGUCUACAUCGGGGUGAGUGGCUCGGAGGCUGGCGAGGCGUUCAGUCGAGAUCCAGAGGAGCUGCUUGGCUACAGCAUGACUGGCUGCCAGCGCGCCAUGUUGGCCAACAGACUCUCCUACUUCUUUGACUUCAGCGGCCCCAGCACUGCCAUUGACACAGCCUGCUCCUCUAGCUUGCUGGCUUUAGAAAAUGCCUUCCAUGCCAUUCGCCAGGGCCAUUGUGAUGCCGCUCUGGUUGGGGGAGUCAACCUGCUGCUCAAGCCAAACACCUCAGUGCAGUUCAUGAAACUGGGCAUGCUCAGUCCUGAUGGGACCUGCAAAUCUUUUGACUCAUCAGGAAAUGGAUACUGCCGUUCUGAGGCAGCAGUGGCAGUCCUGCUGACCAAGCGGUCCGCGGCUAAAAGGGUCUACGCUACAGUGAUCAAUGCUGGCAACAACACAGAUGGAUACAAAGAGCAGGGUGUAACGUUUCCAUCAGGUGAGAUGCAGAAGAGGCUGGUUCAUUCUCUCUAUCAGGAAGUGAAUAUAACUCCUGAGCAGGUGGAGUAUAUUGAAGCCCACGGCACUGGAACAAAGGUUGGCGACCCACAGGAAGUGAACGGCAUUGUCAGUGUGUUCUGUCAAUCAAAGCAAGAGUCUCUGCUUAUUGGCUCCACUAAGUCUAACAUGGGCCAUCCAGAACCGGCCUCUGGUCUGGCUGCCCUGGCAAAGGUAUUGCUUUCUUUGGAGAGAGGAGUCUGGGCUCCCAACCUGCACUUCAGCAAUCCUAACCCUGACAUUCCAGCCCUCACCGAUGGUCGGGUUCAAGUCGUUGACCGGCCUAUUCCUGUCCGAGGUGGCAUUGUAGGCAUCAAUUCCUUUGGAUUUGGAGGUUCUAAUGUUCAUGUGAUCCUUCGUCCAGCUGAGAAACCAGCUGAUGCACCUGCACCAUCCAGGACAGUUCCCAGGGUGCUUCAGGCCUGUGGCCGUACGGAGGCUGCAGUGAAUGCCAUACUCCAAAAGGGGAAGGAACACACUGCAGAUGACAGCUUUUUAUCUUUGCUGAAUGAGGUGUCAGGAGUUCCUACUGCCAGCAUGCCCUACCGAGGUUACUCUCUGAUUGGCUCUCAGAGUGACAUUUUGGAAGUACAACAGGUGCAGGCCACUGUCAGGCCGCUCUGGUACAUCUGUUCAGGUAUGGGAACUCAGUGGGCAGGUAUGGGCCGCAGUCUCAUGCAGCUUCCAGACUUCAGAGAGUCCAUCUUGCGGUCAGAUGCAGCCCUGAGGGACACCGGCCUGGUUGUCUCUCGCCUACUCAUGGAGGCAGACGAUGCCACUUUUGAAGACACUGUUCAUGCCUUUGUUGGGCUCGCCGCCAUACAGAUAGCUGAGAUCGACCUGCUCACUAAACUGGGUCUGCAGCCUGAUGGCAUCUUAGGACACUCUGUAGGGGAGCUGGCCUGUGGCUACGCUGAUGGCUCGCUCAGCCACAGUGAGGCCAUCCUUGCUGCCUACUGGAGAGGCCGCUGCAUCAAAGAGGCCAAUCUUCCUCCGGGAGGCAUGGCUGCAGUCGGAUUGACCUGGGAGGAGUGUCUGGCUCAGUGUCCGCAGGGAGUGGUCCCAGCCUGCCACAACGCUGAGGACACUGUCACCGUCUCCGGUCCUCAGGAAGCAAUCAGUAAAUUUGUGUCAGAACUGAAAGAGCAGGGAGUGUUUGCAAAGGAGGUACGCAGCGCUGGUGUCGCUUUUCACUCCUACUACAUGGCCUCCAUAGCUCCAAACCUGCUGGCUGCUCUGAAGAAGGUGAUCAAGGAGCCACGGCAGCGUUCGUCACGCUGGGUGAGCACCAGCAUCCCUCAGUCUGAGUGGGACUCUCCCCUGGCCCUAUACAGCUCAGCUGACUACCAUGUCAACAACCUAGUGAGCCCUGUGCUGUUCCAGGAGGGCCUCAGUCUGGUGCCUGAAAAUGCUGUGGUGGUGGAGAUAGCACCUCAUGCUUUGCUGCAGGCCAUCCUGAAACGUAGCCUGAAGCACUCAUGUUCCAUCCUCCCCUUGAUGAAGAGAGGCCACACCAACAACCUGGAGUUCUUCCUCUCAAACAUUGGCAAAAUAUACAUGAAUGGCAUCAACGUGGAUGGUAACAAACUCUGCCCAUCAGUGAACUACCCCGUGCCAGUCGGUACCCCUCUGAUCUCUCCAUUGGUGCAGUGGGACCAUGCCCAGACCUGGGAUGUCCCCAAGGUAGAGGAUUUUCCAUCUGGCUCAGGAGGAUCCAAUUCUGCCAGCAUCUAUAACAUCAACAUAAAUCCUGAGUCUCCAGACUACUACCUGAUUGGACACUGCAUUGAUGGGCGAAUCCUCUACCCAGCAACAGGUUACCUGGUGCUGGCGUGGCGUACCUUGAUGAGAAAUCUGGGGGUUGUCAUGGAAAUCACCCCUGUUACCUUUGAAGAUGUCACCAUCCACAGGGCCACCAUCCUGCCAAAGACUGGCUCUGUCCAGUUGGAGGUGCGUCUCAUGCCUUCCACCAACAAGUUUGAGGUUUCAGAGAAUGGAAACCUGGCUGUCAGUGGUAAAGUGAGCAUUCUGGAGGAUGCAGCCCUCGAUUCAUUCCGCAGUAAGAUAAGUCAACAAGCUGCUAGCAACAAUGGUGACCUGAAAAUGAAGCUUACGGCACUUGAUAUUUACAAGGAGUUGCGACUGCGCGGCUAUGACUAUGGGAAGACUUUCCAAGGCAUCCUGGAGUCCAACAAUGCAGGAGACAGUGGGAAACUGCAGUGGACAGGAAACUGGGUGACCUUUUUGGACACCAUGCUGCAGAUGAUUGUGGUUGGGCUGUCAGGUCGUAGUCUGCGUUUGCCAACCAGGAUCCGCUCAGUGUGUGUUGAUCCAGCUAUUCAUCAGAGGAAGGUCUGCAAGUACACUGACGGAAAACAAGCUGUGGAUGUACACAUAAACCGUUACCUUGACAACAUUGUUGCUGGUGGAGUCCAGAUCUGCGGUCUGCACGCCACUGUGGCUCCCCGCCGGCAACAGCUGCAGAGUCCCCCCACCCUGGAGGAGUUUGUGUUUGUUCCUUAUGUGGAGACAGAGUGCCUGGCAGCCAAUGAGAAACUUGCAGAGCAGCUGAGGCUCUGCAAAGGUUUAAUCUUCAAACUGCAGCGAAAGUUAGCCCCUCAUGGUGUCAAGCUCUCCAUACCUGGGCUACAAGGGGAGUCAGACAGCCCUCUUCCCAGCCCUGAACCUUCUGAGCCCAGCCUGGUGCGGCUGCUGGGCCUGCUGUGUGGUCUGGAGAUGAAUGGAAACCUUCGAUCUGAACUGGAACAGACUGUGGAGAAGGAGAGGACGUGUCUGCUGCAGGACAGCCUGGUGCAGGGCCUGUUAGACAACCCAGCCCUCAGACACUGCCUGGACACCACCAUAGAAAACAACAUGCCUGGCAAGAUCAAAGUCCUGGAAGCUCUCUCCGAUGAUGGCCAACUCUUCUCUCGCGUGGUAGCUCUCCUCAACAUCCAACCCAUGUUGCAUGUGGAUUACACUGCCACAGCGACCAGCCUGGAUCUUCUGACCCCCCACCAAGCCACCCUGGAAGAGCUGGCUGUCACUUCAGCUCAGUGGGACCCUAUGAUGGGCCCGGCUCCUGGAGGCGUAGUAGGAGGGGCAGAUCUGGUGUUGUGUAACCAUGCCUGUGGCCCUCUAAAGGUGGACCCUGGACUACUGAUGACAAAUCUGGCUUCUGGAGCAAAACAAGGGGGGUUUGUUCUCCUCCACACCCUUCUGAGGGGAGAGACUUUGGGGGAAACCAUUGCCUUCCUCUCCAGCACCGCUCAGGACACUAGCCAGCGAGGACUGCUCACACAGGCUGAGUGGGAGAAGGUGUUCUCUAAGGCCUCCCUUAAUCUGGUGGCUGUCAAGAAGUCUUGUUAUGGCUCGGCCCUCUUUCUGUGUCGUUGUCGGUCUCCUUGCAAACAACCCAUUUUCCUACCUGUGGACAGCACUGACUACAAGUGGGUGGAGACACUCAAGGCGAUAAUGAUGGAGUCAUCAGACUGUCCAGUGUGGUUAACUGCCACUGAAGCUCACUGUGGUAUUGUGGGAAUGGUCAACUGUCUACGGCAGGAGCCAGGUGGCAACCGAAUACGCUGUGCGUUUGUGUCCAAUCUCAACGAGGCUUCAGCAGCCCCAAGCCUCCAGCCAGGCCAUAAGCCCAUGCAGUCAGUGCUAGAGGGUGAUCUGGUCAUGAAUGUGUUCAGAGAUGGACACUGGGGUGUCUUCCGGCACCAGCUCAUCACUCACGAUCUGAAUCAAGAGUUGACAGAGCAGGCUUAUGUUAACGUGUUGACUCGGGGUGACCUGUCUUCUCUGCGCUGGAUUGCCUCCCCACUCCGCCACUUUGUGACUAGCAACCCCAAUGUACAACUGUGCCGUGUCUACUAUAGCUCGCUCAACUUCAGAGAUAUAAUGCUGGCCACUGGCAAACUGCCACCAGAUGCUAUUCCAGGUGACCAAGCUCUGCAGCAGUGCAUGUUGGGUAUGGAGUUUUCUGGUCGUGAUCCCAUCGGUAGACGUGUGAUGGGGCUGCUGCCUGCUAAAGGCCUGGCAACAAGUGUGGAUGCUGACAAACGGUUCCUCUGGGAUGUUCCCUCCAGCUGGACACUGCAGCAGGCAGCUUCCGUGCCAGUGGUCUACGCCACAGCCUACUACUCUCUGGUGGUGCGUGGUAGGCUCCGCCCUGGAGAGACUAUUCUUAUCCACUCUGGGUCAGGGGGGGUUGGUCAGGCUGCCAUUGCCAUAGCACUCAGCAAGAAAUGUAAAGUCUUCACUACAGUCGGAUCAACAGAGAAGAAGGCCUACCUGCAGGAGAGAUUCCCUCAGCUCUCAGCAGAGUCCUUUGCUAACUCCAGAGACACCUCUUUUGAACAGCACAUCCUGCUGCACACACAGGGCAAAGGUGUGGAUAUGGUGUUGAACUCUCUGGCUGAGGAGAAGCUGCAGGCUAGUAUUCGCUGCCUAGCAAGGCAUGGACGAUUCUUGGAGAUCGGCAAAUACGACCUGUCCAACAACUCCCCACUGGGCAUGGCUCUUUUCCUGAAGAAUGUGGCAUUCCAUGGCAUCCUACUGGAUGCUCUCUUUGAAGAGGGCAACCAGGAGUGGGAGGAAGUGUACCAGCUGGUGAAAGAAGGCAUUAUGGGUGGUGUAGUUCAGCCUCUAAAGACCACAGUGUUUGAGAGGGACCAAGUGGAAGAGGCAUUCAGAUACAUGGCUCAGGGCAAGCACAUUGGCAAGGUCCUCCUGCAGGUCUGUUAUGAGGAGAGGGGUGCAGCCGUCCAAACUGCUGCUCCUUUGUCUUUUCCAGCUGUUUGUCGCACCUUCUGCCUUGCCUCGCACUCCUACAUCAUUACUGGUGGACUUGGGGGGUUUGGUCUGGAGCUUGCUCAGUGGCUGACUGAGAGAGGGGCCUGCAAACUGGUGCUGACUUCCAGAUCAGGGAUCAGAAACGGUUACCAAGCCAAGCGAGUGCGUGAAUGGCAGAGUCAAGGUGUGGAAGUGCUGGUGUCGAUCAAUGAUGUCAGCACACUGGAGGGAACAGAGCGACUGAUCGCUGAAGCCUGCUCACUGGGCCCUGUGGGCGGUGUCUUCCACCUAGCCAUGGUUUUGAAAGAUGGCAUGUUGGAGAAUCUGACUCCUCAGCUUUUCCUUGAUGUUAACAAACCUAAAUAUGAUGGCACCAUAAACCUGGACAAAGUGACAAGAAAGUUGUGUCCAGACCUCAGCUACUUUGUGGCCUUCUCCUCAGUCAGCUGCGGCCGUGGCAAUGCUGGCCAAAGUAACUACGGUUAUGCCAACUCAGCCAUGGAGCGUGUGUGUGAAAUGCGCCACUACAAUGGCCUACCUGGACUGGCAGUCCAGUGGGGUGCCAUCGGUGAUGUGGGUGUCGUCCUGGAAACCAUGGGUGGCAAUGACGCUGUGGUUGGUGGCACGCUACCACAGCGCAUCACAUCCUGCCUUGAGGUGCUUGACCGCUUCCUGUGCCAGCAGCAGCCAGUGAUGUCUAGCUUUGUUCUGGCAGAGAGGAUGGUGGUAAAGGCCGAGGCAGGACGGCAGAGAAACUUGGUGGAUGCUGUAGCUCACAUUCUGGGUGUGCGGGAUGUGAACAGCCUGAACGCUGAUGCCUCACUGGCUGACCUGGGCCUGGACUCCUUAAUGGGUGUGGAGGUCCGACAGACGCUGGAGCGUGACUACGAUAUCGUCAUGGCCAUGAGGGAGAUCCGCCAGCUCACCAUCAGCAAACUGCGAGAGCUGGCUAAUAACAAGCCAGAUGGAUCAAAUGAUUCUCAUCACACUACACCUAAGAGGGAUGGCAUCCGUUCUUUGUUGGAGUCUGAUCUGACCCAGCUAUUAGUCAACCCCAACGACCCCACGGUGAUGCCACUCAACAAUGUCCAGAGCCAGGAGAGGCCACUGUUCCUGGUCCAUCCCAUUGAGGGCUCCAUUGCUGCCUUUAAGACACUCGCUUUCAAGCUUAGCGUGCCUUGCUAUGGCCUGCAGUGCACGAAAGCUGCUCCUUUGGACAGCAUCCAGUCCCUGGCAGCCUACUAUGUGAACUGUAUCAGACAGGUUCAGCCAGAUGGGCCGUAUCGAAUCGCCGGCUACUCCUUUGGUGCAUGUGUGGCAUUUGAAAUGUGCUCUCAACUUCAGACCCAGAAUUGGCCUGUGGAGUAUCUCUUUCUGUUUGAUGGAUCACACUCCUAUGUGGCAGCAUACACACAGACCUACAGGGCUAAGUUGACACCAGGCAAAGAGUCUGAGGCUGAAACUGAAGCCCUGUGUGCCUUCAUCCAGCAGUUCACUGGCAUCGAGUACAACAAGCUUCUGGAGACUCUUCUCCCACUGUGUGACCUGGAGGCUCGCGUCAACAUAGCAGUGGACCUCAUCACCUCCAACCACAAGAACAUCAGCCGUGACUCACUGCACUUUGCAGCUACCACCUUCUACCACAAGCUGAAGGCUGCUGAUGGCUAUGUGCCUACUACAAAAUACCAUGGCAAUGUGACGCUACUGCGUGCCAAAACCAGCAGUGAAUAUGAACAAAACCUGGGAGCUGACUACAAGCUCAGCGAGGUAUGUGAUGGCAAGGUGUCAGUCCACAUCAUUGAGGGAGACCACCGCACAUUCCUGGAAGGAGAGGGCGUGGAGUCCAUCAGUAGCAUCAUCCAUAGCUCGCUGGCUGAGCCACGUGUCACAGCAAGGGAGGGCUAGACAUGUCGAACCUGACCACACCCUCUACCUUCCCACUAAUUUUACAACAUUCCCAAAAUGUGUCACCUCCUCCAGUUACUUCAAGAUGUGUAGGUUUAAUUUUGUUUUAUACAGUAAAAAUAAUACAGUAAGUCUUUUGACGCAGCAUGUUUACGUUCUGUGUCAUUUUGCCCAAUGUAAAAUGACUCUCCGUAACCUAUUGGAGCUCUUAGCUGUUAUCCCCCAAUUUGGUAAUUAAAAUGUGCUAUGGGUUUUUACAGUAUGAGUUAGGUGUUCUAAGUUAUGUCUCGCUCUGUUGCCAUGUUUCAUUCAGCCUUUUAUUUAGAUUGUGGUAGGGAAACCAAUUUUAAGGAAUUUAUUUAAUCAAAAGUAGCUAUAUAGUGACUGAUAACUGAUUAAUCAUUAGUAAUUUAUAAAAUAUAACGUCUGUGUUUGUCUUUAAUUACAUCUUUUUUCUUUUUUUUUUUACAAUUUGCAGGCCAUCAUAGCAUAAUCUGAGAAAAUUAGGUAUUAUGAAAAGGUUAUGGUAAAACAUUAAAAUUAUGAAUUACACAAAUAAGUCAUCGCUAAAUGCUUGUGCAUGCUCCAGCUUCAUCUGUUAGUAUUCUUAAAAAAUCAAGCAAUAUUCAAGACUCACAGGCUUGAGUGGAGGAUACAGAUUUAACAAAUUUAGAAUAAUUUACACUAACUAAAAACAAAGCCUGAUCCUUCCCUGCUUUAUCUGUUGGCCAACUACAAAUGUCUGUUAGCAAGCAGAAACAUAAAAUAGAUUACCCCCAACAACACAAGUCAAUUCUUACUGUUUGUAUUUAAGAAAUUAGCAAAUUGUAUGUGCACAGUCUAUUCAUGAUAGCUAGGCCAGCUACUGAAUCACCUCCUCAGGUGGAACCAGUGUUUUCAGCCCAGGAGAUCUUUCAUUUUCCCUCAGAGAGUAAAUUGAUUUUACAUUCAUAGGUGUGUCUGCUGGACGGUUUUUGGCUUAUUUUUCAGACAUCACUGGAAGUAAAGUGCUGUUACAUGGAGUAACAUUAGUUGUUGCAGCCAUGCUCUAUUGGAGCUUGUCGUUUAACAUUAGUGUGAACCAUUGGAUAGUUAACAAAUCUUGAGACUGUCAGAUAACAGAUACGAUUUGUAAGGAACAGGCUACCAUAAAAUAUCACAUAUACCAACUUCUCACUUAGGACAGUUGGAUUUGGAGGCUGCUGAGUAGACCAAGGCACACUCCUGUAACAAAAUCUGUUCAAAUAGAAAAGAGCACCCUCCAAUUGGCACAACAAUCAAUAAUAGAACUACUGUACAGUUUCUAGUGUUACCAGGUAUUCAGUCCAAAAACUGCAUUACUUUAAUAAAUACAGGUAUCUGUGUUGAUGUCGGCAUGCUCAAGAAAGAGGUGAGCUGAUGGAAUACAAUCAAGAAAGUGCAGUUUGAACAAUAGCCAUGAGUUUUAAAGGCAUAUCUGAUGCCAAAUCAUCACAACUAUGGAAAAUUGUCACUGCAACAAUCAUUUUAUGUCUACUCUCAACAGUUGCCAGGGAAAAAGAACAAAUACCCGAGUCAAGUUAGAAAGUAAUUUAUCAGGAUGUCCAAAUGCAUGUGUUUGAACAGUUUGUGUCUGGAUGACACUGUUUUCAGCUCUGUUUUGGCAUUCAUUGAAAUACAUCAGGCCGCUGUGUUUUCCUGAUGAAAUAUAAUUAGGAAUCUUUGUAACCUCACCACUAUCGCCUUGAAGCACUUGAAAAUGUUAACAGCCAUCAAGCAAAUAUCCAGUAUAACUAAUCUCUCAUCCCACAGUAACCAAUAGUUAUUACAUUGUUACAUUUAUGACCAGCUGAUCUUUUUCCUGAAGUACUUCAAAAUUUAAAAAAAAAGAAAAUUUUGCAUUUGCCAGACAGAAAACGU
Molecule: messenger RNA, 9753 nt
Organism: Chelmon rostratus (copperband butterflyfish)
Lineage: Eukaryota; Metazoa; Chordata; Actinopteri; Chaetodontiformes; Chaetodontidae
Gene: fasn
Product: fatty acid synthase
Exons: 42
Coding region: 298-7854 (2518 amino acids)
Biological process (GO): fatty acid biosynthetic process
Cellular component (GO): cytoplasm
Molecular function (GO): phosphopantetheine binding; fatty acid synthase activity; 3-oxoacyl-[acyl-carrier-protein] synthase activity
Source: RefSeq, a predicted model, not a curated record